Trachemys scripta elegans is the source of this 3754-nucleotide messenger RNA. Its product is annotated as immunoglobulin kappa light chain-like. Lineage: Eukaryota; Metazoa; Chordata; Testudines; Emydidae. Gene Ontology annotation, molecular function: coreceptor activity; MHC class I protein binding. Gene Ontology annotation, biological process: regulation of immune response. Gene Ontology annotation, cellular component: cell surface. The coding region runs from base 1504 to 2394 and encodes 296 amino acids. The record is from RefSeq and is a predicted model, not a curated record. The transcript has 7 exons.
GAUGUAUGACCAUGUAACUUGGAGCAACAUUUGGAUGAAUGUGACCAGCUGUUCAGACUUUUUUUCUUUUUUGGUCCAUGUAAAACUCAUAAAGAAGCAUAAAAAGCAUUACUUCAUCCACCACAUGGGCAGGCAGGAAUGUGGUAAUACAAUAGCAAUUCUGCACCGGCAACCCUACAAAGCAGUUGAUGUCUACAUUAGGAGGGAAAUGAAAGAAUAGCUUCUUCACGUGAACGUCAGAGGAAAUCAAGUAGUCGGAAUGUAGCCACCAGUAUCGGAAUUUGGCCAGGACGCUAGUUUAACACCCUAUGAAUAUACUGUAUCUUUCUAACGCGCCAGUGGCUAAAAAAGCACUUUACCUGUGGAAGGUGCCUCAUAGGUAUUUGAUUCCCUGUUUGCACAGCUUUCCCUGCUGGAGAAGAACAAAGGGACAGUUACAGGGAUAGGUGAUGAAUAGCUGCUUCCUAGCAGAUAGAAUUAUAAACAGUUACCUCUGGUGGGACACUUUCUGAAGAGCACGAUCAGCAGCUGGAUGAUGACAAGGAUGAAAAUACAAGACAGCCCAACGUAUAACACAUAACUGCAGUUUUCUUUCCUGGCCCCAUCUGCAGAGAGAAGAGAACAAUGUUCGGCGCUGAGCAAAGAUUUGUUAGGGGAAAAAUCCCAUUAAAAAGAGUGGGUCUGUGUCAUCCCUUUCUCCUGGAACGCCAUGCACAGAAGUGAGACCUUCCCUCCAAAAUCCACCGUCUCGGGUCAUUGUCACACUCCCCACCUGGAGGUGGUGCCAUUGGGGCCGGUUGACCACUUGGUGCUGGAUUCAGGCCAUUGGUAGCCCGAGAUCCACUUUUCCACUGAAAAUGGUUGCGAUGGAAAAUCUCCCAUCAGCCUCAAGGUCCUGCUGAGCUCCUUACUAAUUUGACGUGUCUGAGUAGCACCACUGAAGGGACUGAAGAAACCUGUAAAAGGGCCCCACCAGAACCAGGGGUAGGAGAAGCCCUAAGGCAAGGAUUCCACCGGGGACCAGCAGAACUGUGGGGUGAGGUCCCGUGCAACCCCUGAAGGAGAGAGACCCGGCUGGAGUCUCGGAGGAAGGUUGAGUGAUACAGUUUCCAUCCCAGAAUGGAGUACAAGAAACUGAGGCAGGGAUGCAACUAUGAUUCUACAAUGGACCACCAGGGGGCACUCCAGGACCGAGUCCCCCACCACUUCGCACCUCAGUCAGGCCACGUGCCAUGACAUAGGUGGCAUAGCAGGUUCUCAUAAAACCCAUGACACCUCUACAGCCUCGUAAAUGCGAUGCCAAAAAGGACCAAUGCUGCACAGAUUCAUGCCCCAGUGGGUGUUCUGGAUGUGCACAGGUUGCAGGAUUGGAUCCAACCUGCAGAGUAAGAAGAUUGGUGACAUGGCAAAGUCCAACCUCUCCCAUAUUCUGGAAAUACAGAAAAGGAGGCAUUAGUUCUGUCAUUUCUGAAACAAGCUGCGGCUUUCACUUUGGUGAUUUAAAUGGUGACUAAAGUCCUCCGAGCCUGGCCUCCAAAUGUCAUUACUGUGUUGGGAGCACAGUUAUCUCUGUACCCGACUCAGCAAUUCCUGUUUGUCGGAAUUAGUGCUACGGCAAAGAUCCCCUGUUCUUCCAAAGAAAAACUGGAAGGAGGUGGCAUUUCGGUUUAUUGGUACAGGAGAAGAGAAGGCGAGGGGCCCACCUGCAUCAAGAAAUGCUUAAAUGAUCAAAAUGUAAGUAAGUUUGCCUGCAAACCCGAGACACACGGCAUGACACUGGAAAUCUACAACGUCCAGCAGAACGAGUCUGGUGACUAUUACUGUGCUGUUAAAACCAGCAGCUAUCUGAUUUUCGGCAAUGGAUCCACACUGAUUGUUGGAGACAGCUACACCACCAGCAGCUGGGUUUUGCUUCUGGUUCCAUCUCCCCACGGCCUCAUCUCCACUGGGAUGGUUGAUCUGGCUUGCAUUGUCCACGGAGUCUCCAACCCAGUCCAAAUUUUCUGGAAUAUUUCUGGGGAUCGGCAGGAACAAGCACUAAUGCGAUCACUGAAAGCAAAGGAUGGAUCCUUAAUGCUCAUAAGUCACAUUAGCAUCCCAAAAGACACCUGGACCAAUGUGAAAAUUUUCACGUGUGAAGUCAAAUUCAACUCUUCUGGCAGCAGAGUUAAGAAAAGUGCCAGGUAUUUUGAACUCCAUCCCAGCGGGUGUGUGCCGCAGAUAUUGCACCACGUGGUGGCAGUUUUCCUGGUGGGGUUGAUGGUGUCUCUGAGUCUGGCUUGGAUUCGCUGCUGUUCCAGUCCAGGCUCAAAGGGUUUAUGCCCGAGUGAAGUUUCAGUCAAGGAAUCACAACCAGAUCAGGAUGCAGUGGCUGAUGGACGAGAAAAAUCCUAACCCACACUGAGAUCCGAGCCUGGAAACUCACAGCUGGUUCGCUGCUGACCUCAACGACGGCAGCCAUUUUGUAAGAUGGUGUCUUUCUGUAAAAGCUGUUGGUUUGUUUUUACUGCUUCUGCUCUUCACCGCUGCUGCAUGUGGCUCCGUUGCAAAAUAUAAUUAAAAAGUAACCCGACUUGUCCACCUCCUAGAGUAUAAAUAGCAGGAAGUCACAGAAAGAACCAAACCCACGGAGGUGAGAGAUUUCCUGCUGCGAUAGGCAAGACAUUGUCAUGCCUGUGAGGGGGCUGCUGGCCCCUUCCUGACACUUACUGGGGUUCUUUGGUCGGCCCUUUCCCACUACCAAAAGAAAGGGGACGGGCCGAUGAGAAACUGACAGUGCUCGGGGUCAAUGGGGAGAGGCCGAUGCACCAAGUCAGCUAGAUUGACAGGGCAGGCAGGCCAAUGAGGGAGCCAGGAGCCUGGAGGGCCCGUCCUCCGUCUGAGGUUUACCUGCCUACGGCAGACUGAGUAGGGCCGAGCUAAGGGGAGAGCAGCAGCCGGAGCUGAGGUCGAGGCAGAGGGGUCAGGGAGCAGCCCAGAUGGCAGAGCUGGGCUGGGGGCAGAGCUGGGCUGGGGGCAGAGCAGACCAGCCGCUGACAGGGAGCCGGGCUGAGCUGCAGCGGGGAGCUGCUGGGCCGGAGCUGGGGAGUGGACGCCGGCCCCGCCGCACGUAACACUGAGCCGAGCGCGCUGAGCGGCUGGCGAGAGUGAGGGGGACUCUGGGCGCAGGGAGACGUCGCCAGACAAGAGGUCUUGCAGGCCAGACUCGGAGCAGGGACAUGAACCCGAUGGGAUGGCUGGUGCUGGGGAGAAGGGUCCUGCCAUCUAGAUCCUGAGGGCGAGUAGCCACCCCCAAGGCAGGUGUCUGACUCGGGGUAUCACCGCAGCACAGCCAGGGCCUGGGACGUGUGAGGAACAGACUGUGAGCUCCUCUGACAUCCCAGAGUCUCCUGUGUCCACUAGGUGGAGUUCCUUGUUCCCUUUAACCUUUCCCAUUUUUUCCCCAAUUUUCUUUUACAGUUGUUGUUUAGUGGAUUGCAUUGGGUUUGAACUAUCUGUAUUGAUCCGGGGGUCAGGGAAGCGUCCGGUGUGGAGAGAGGAACCCAGAGUGCGGACACCCUCUCCCCUGUCCCGUGCAGCAAAGUCCUCACAUCCUCGACAAGACUGGGGUUUCAGCCUCCCAGGAAUCCUGGGCCCAGCCUUGUUGGCGUUUUGCCGCAUGGGAGACUGGAAAGGGAGUCCUCAAGGUCAGACAGGCCUCUGAGUAAAGGGAGUUGGAGUGAGGACUCAGAUCCGUUCGAUGGUCAAUUCCAUU